Molecule: messenger RNA, 1923 nt
Organism: Diachasma alloeum
Lineage: Eukaryota; Metazoa; Arthropoda; Insecta; Hymenoptera; Braconidae
Exons: 3
Coding region: 1-1923 (640 amino acids)
Source: RefSeq, a predicted model, not a curated record
AUGAUCAAUGAGAAAGCAGAGAACAUCAACCACGAAACUCACCAAGAAGGAGCAGAUCAACAGUCAGUGCUGUUGGCAACAGCACGAAGAAGAGCAUCAACAGUGGAGCUAGUGGGAAUUGGUGGAAUUAAUUCAGGAUACACCAGAGGAAUAGUUUCAGUCACUCUACAAUCAAACAGUGGGACUCAUCAACUGCAACUCAACGCCCACAUUCUAAAGAAGCUCACCGCAAUAAUUCCGUCAUUUUCAUGCUCAUCAGCGAGGAUCUGCUCACUUCAGAAUCUUCAGCUAGCCGAUCCCCAUUAUCUCAGGCCUGGACCAAUCGACAUCAUACUAGGGGCUGACAACUAUGGGCGGAUCAUCAUGGAUGACGUUGUCAAGUCAGAGCAAUCGAGAGUAGUUGGCCAACGCACAGUAUUCGGUUGGAUAUUAUCCGGAACAAUCGAAUGCACAAAUUGUUCAAUAAAGGUAUCUCUAUCAGCUGUACGAGAAUCUUCGAAUGAACAACUUCUAGAGCUUCUCCAGAAAUUUUGGGUCCAGGAAGAACUGCCAAACGAGAGAUCAUCAACAUCAGAGCUUUCACCAGAUGAGUGCGAGAUGCACUUUAGAGCAACUCAUAGCAGAGACAAUACCGGGCGAUACAUCGUGAGACUGCCCCUCAAAACUUCAGCAGCAGCGCUCGGAGAAUUGAAAUUCAGAGCAGCACGUCAACUCAAAUCGAUCGUGAGUCGACUCAACACAGAUCAAGCAUACUCCCAGUUGUACAGAGAGUUCAUCAACGAGUACGCAGCACUGGGGCACAUGAGAAUAGCACCAGAGAUUCCAGAACCCGUGCCAGCUGACUAUCUACCACAUCACGGGGUACUGAGAGAGGAGGCCAUCACAACGAAGCUGAGAGUCGUAUUCAAUGGCUCCAGCCACAGUUCAUCAGGUAUGUCAAAUAACGAUAUACUGUAUUCUGGUGAAAAGUUACAGAACGAUGCCAUGGUUAUCCUGACUUGGAUAAGGAGGCACAGUCUCGUGUUUGGCACGGAUAUUGUCAAGAUGUUACGCCAGAUACGAGUUCACCAAGAUGACUGGAAUCUUCAGAGAAUCCUGUGGAUCGACGAGAAUCAACAACCAUUGUCGUUACGUGUUCUUCAACAACUAGCAGAAGAUGAAGGGCACCGCUUCCAAGCAGCAGUAGAGACACUCACCAGAGGUCGUUACGUUGACGACAUUUACGGCGGUGCAGAAACAGAAGACGGUCUCAAGGAGAUCGCAACGCAACUACAAGGGCUUUGCCAUGCAGGAGGCUUCUCUCUACAGAAGUGGAGCAGGAAUUGUCCAGAAGCUCUGCAUGAGUUGGGCCUAUCAACUGACGAAGAAAUUAUCCAGUUCGAGGAGUCAGUCACCAAGGUACUUGGAUUGUGUUGGCAUCAAUCCACCGACACAUUCCGGUACAAAUCAAAGGAUUUCAAUACGACGACAAUCACCAAGAGAGUGGUCUUUUCAGAAAUAGCCCAGAUUUUUGAUCCACUGGGAUUUAUCGCACCAGUUGUCGUCCAGGGAAAGAUUCUCCUACAAGAUCUUUGGAGAUUGAAACUAAAAUGGGAUGAUCCUCUUCAAGAUGAGUAUGUUCAACGCUGGAAGACAUUCCGAGAGAAUCUCAACGACCUAGACAGAGUAACUGUACCUAGAUGGCUGAGAAUUUCAACAGAGACACUCAACAUCCAAAUUCAUGGAUUUGCAGACGCUUCAACGGUAGUCAUGAGUGCAGUGGUGUAUAUUCGCACCAAAACCAUCAACGACUCGACAUCAACAGUACUGGCAUGCGCGAAGACUAAGGUAGCACCACUCAAGCGCAUCACCAUCCUUCGUCUAGAGCUUACAGCAANUUGUACAGAGAGUUCAUCAACGAGUACGCAGCACUGGGGCACAUGA